Messenger RNA from Jaculus jaculus (lesser Egyptian jerboa), 3028 nucleotides. RefSeq names its product zinc finger protein 717-like. NCBI's taxonomy places the organism in Eukaryota, Metazoa, Chordata, Mammalia, Rodentia, Dipodidae. Gene Ontology annotation, biological process: regulation of transcription by RNA polymerase II. The transcript has 5 exons. Bases 265 to 2262 code for a protein of 665 amino acids. The record is from RefSeq and is a predicted model, not a curated record. Gene Ontology annotation, molecular function: RNA polymerase II cis-regulatory region sequence-specific DNA binding; DNA-binding transcription factor activity, RNA polymerase II-specific.
CGUAGGCAGGGGUGAAAAGCCUUCUUCCGCGUUCCUUCUGCACAUGUGCCGCCCCUCCCUCGCACUUCCGCCGCGCUCUGUGGAAAUUUCCACCGGCGCCGCGGUGGGAGCCGUGGGCCUCGGCGCGAUCCCCCAGGUAAUGUGUAGAGGCUUUUGACCAGAAGACCAAGGACCAAGCCACAACUUUUCUCUUACUACCCUGCUCCAUUUGUCUUCUCUCAGCAACACCUCUGGGGUACUCUGUGUUUCUAAGAGGAAUAAAAAAUGAACAAGUAUCCGGAGCUGGUGUCAUUUGAGGACGUGGCUGUGCGCUUCACCUGGGAGGAGUGGCAGGACCUGGACGGCACCCAGAGGAGCCUGUACCGGAGCGUGAUGCUGGAGACCUACAGCAGCCUGGCGUCCCUGGGACUAUGCAUCCCAAAACCUGAGUUGAUCUACAAGCUGGAACAAGGAGCAGAGCCUUGGACAGUAGAAGAGCCCUUAACACAGAGCCUGCCGGAUAUCCGGAGAGUGAAUGGCAUUAUUACAGCCUGUGAGAAAAGUCAAGACAGAUAUUUUUGGCAAGUUGUACUCACCAACACCAACACACCCACUGAAGAGAGUGAUGAAAUAGGAAACACUUUUUACCUCAGCUCAAACUAUGUAUCAGAUUUGAGUAUAAAUAAUGGGAACUGUUUAGGAGAGAAGCGGGAGGAGUGCAAUGUAGGUCUGAACACAUGUCUGCCCUCUGAGCCUGGUGGGAUAUAUGCUGAUGGGACACCGGACGAUUGUAACAUAAUGGGGUUAGGCCUCAAGUGCCCUAAGCUUGCUGACCAGCAUUACAGGAUUCACACUGGGCAGCUAGGUCAUUUAUACAGAGGGCAGAGUCACACAGAAUUAUUCAGAAGCUAUAUUCCUCACAGGAGUGUUGGUGUGGGAGAAAGCUGUGAGGACAGUGAGCCUGGCCAAGCUUGUGACGGGACGGCGCUCAAUGCCAUGUUAGUGAGGAAAGGUUUGUAUCACAUGCCUGGCCUCACUAAACACCAAGAAAUAUACACAGGAGGGAAGUAUUGUGAAUGUCUUGAAUGUGAGAUAACCUUCACCAGCAAAUUAGAUCUUUCAGUACACGAGAGCACAGGAGCAGCGGUCCGCCCCCAUGCAUGUGUGCGGUGCGAGGCAGAACGAGCUGCCCAUCCGAGCAGUGGCACUGGGGAGACCCCCCAUGAGUGGACUGAUGGUGGAGAGUCCUUUCGCUGGAAGACACAUCUCCUCAACCAUCAGGCUCCUCACACGUGUGCCAAACUGUAUGAAAAUAGAGUAUGUAGGCAAAAGUUAUAUUGUAACUCAUCCCUUACAAUACCUGAGAUAACUCAUAUUGUAGAGAAACCUUAUGAAAGUAUUGAGUGUGGAAAAGCACUUUGUAAGGAGUCCCAGCUCAAGUCAUAUCAGAGAAUUCACACAGGGAAAAAAGCCCAUGAAUGUAAUGAGUGUGGCAAGACCUUUCUUAAUAUUUCAUACCUUAGAAAGCACUGGCUUAUCCACACAGGUGAAAAACCCUAUGAAUGUAUUGAUUGUGGGAAAACAUUUCUCUGGAGUUCCAAACUCAAAAUUCAUCAACGUACACACAUAAAUGAGAAACCCUAUGAAUGUAAUGAAUGUGGAAAAUCCUUUAGAGAAAAGUCAUUCCUCAUUCAACACCAGAAAAAUCACACUGAGGAGAAACCCUAUAUAUGUAAUCAUUGUGGAAAAUCAUUUCACCACAUGGCAAGCCUCACUUACCAUAAGGUGAUUCACACUGGGGAGAAACCCUAUGGUUGUAAUCAGUGUGGAAAAUCUUUUAGCCUGAAGUCAAGGCUUGCUUACCAUGAGGUAAUUCACACUGGGAAGAAACCUUACGGUUGUAAUCAAUGUGGAAAAACCUUUUUCUACAAGUCUUACCUCACUGCCCAUGAGAUGAUCCACACUGGGCAGAGAGCUUAUGAAUGCACCCAGUGUGGGAAAGUCUUUAGCCAUAAGACAAAUCUCACUAAACAUGAGCUAAUACACACUGGGGAGAAACCCCACGAAUGUACUCAGUGUGGGAAAUUCUUCAGGCAGAAGUCACACCUCACUUACCAUAUGGUAAUUCACACUGGGGAGAGACCCUAUGGGUGUAAUCACUGUGGAAAAACCUUUAGAAGGAAGUCAACCCUCAGGAACCAUGAGAUAACCCACACUGGGGAGAAACUCCCCAAAAUGGAACCAAUGUCAGAACAAUGUUUUCCUAUAAGUCAGUGUUACUAAAGAUGGGAAUAACACAGCUGGAGAGAAACCCUGUGAAUAUAGGAAAACCUUUCUUGGUUUUUAAAAGUCAUCAAACAUGCAAUAUUCUACACUGGGGAGAAACCCUCAAUAUAAUCCAUGUGGUCAACUCAUCUCCCAGAAGUCAAGCCUCAUUAGACGAGAUAUCUGCUCCAGACUGAGGAAGAAACCCAUUUAAUGUAAUCAGUGUAGAAAAUCUAAGCCAGAAAUCUCACCACUAACAAGACAAUCCACACUCAAUAGAAGCCCUAUGGAUCUAACCAAAACCUUGAGAGAACUUUUCCCAGAAUUUAAAACAUAGCAAAUAUCAGACAAGGAUACAGAAGAGAAGGUCUACAAGUAUGGUAAAACAGUCUCCAAAAUUUAACUUCAGCAAGCAGAAGUUGGAGUGUUAAAAUGUAUAGCAGAAACCAGGUAUGUGUCUUUUAUUUUUUUCUGGGACACAACCUGCUUUUUCUCAGCCUCCAUGUAUGGUGGCUGUCAGCAGUUAACUGACCAACUAUAUAGGGAGUAUUGGGCACAAGUGGUGAAUGUUAAUUUUGAGCCUGACCAUAUAACAAUGGCCAGACAAUUUUCCGGGACUUCUCAUGUCCUGUGGAACAAAAGUGGGAUUCUUGGUUUGGCAUGUGAACUGUUGGUGGGGAGGUUCACUGUGGUGUGGGAUAAGGACUAGAACAGAGCUCUGUGCACCACUGUUUCCAUUACCUCCAGUUGUUCACUAUUGAGAAAUAAAUACCUACUCUCUUGA